Polistes dominula (European paper wasp) is the source of this 3751-nucleotide messenger RNA. RefSeq names its product Aryl hydrocarbon receptor nuclear translocator homolog tgo (gene tgo). The record is from RefSeq and is a predicted model, not a curated record. Gene Ontology annotation, molecular function: protein dimerization activity; DNA-binding transcription factor activity. Gene Ontology annotation, cellular component: nucleus; cytoplasm; transcription regulator complex. Gene Ontology annotation, biological process: regulation of DNA-templated transcription. Lineage: Eukaryota; Metazoa; Arthropoda; Insecta; Hymenoptera; Vespidae.
CGGGCACAUUAUACGGCUAUGGUGGAAUCAGUCACUGGCGAGUUGUGGGUGGUGACUAGUCGACGACCCAUCCACAUCCGUCCCUCGAUCCCCGUCCCUCGAUCCCCGUUUCUGUCGAUCUCUGGUUAGAUCUUUUCGACCGAAUGAACGUCGCGUCGUCCUUAGUCCCAUCGCGAUCGUAGCAAUCGAUAUCGUCGUCGGUGCUAUUCGUCGUAACUUUUAAGAUGCCUCGUGCCAAGUUUAAACGACGCGCGUCUCGCGCCCUCGUCUGAAUAGAUCAUCCAACAUUUACGCGGUUCCUACCAAAUUUCUUUUCCUUUUUCCUUCCUCCCUUCCUAUCUCCCUCCCUAACUCCCUUCCUCCCUAACUCCUUAACUUCUUUUUAUUUUUUCCCGCUUUUCUCGCGAGUUUGUUCUAAGUGGUUUGUAGAAGAAAGUGGUGAAAGGAUAUAAACACUGGUAUCUGUUGCAAUUUGUUUUUAUUAUUCAAUCAUUGCAUAGUUCAAAAUCAAAUGAUGGAUAUUCAAUUUCGAAAGCGAUGAAAUAUUAACUGUUUCAACAUCAAGAUCGAAAUUUUCAACAACUCUCAACGAAGAUAUUUUUGAAAUGAACGGAACGGAAGAUAAUACGAUAGAAGUAAAAGUACCUGAUCGUUACUUUCUUGCGAUUCUUUGAUUUUGAAGAUUCUGGAAAGAAAAAUCUAUCGCCGACGGCAAUGUUUCGAUGAUCAAUCUAACUAUAAUUUAAAAAAGGAUUUAACUGUGAAGGAAGAGAGAAAGGAGAUUUGAUAUUACAACUUCCUGCGGAGCACCCUUCGGCCGUCGCGUAGAUAUCCCGAUCACACGCACGCGCGUGUCUUCUCGAGCGUGUAACAGGUGUCCAGUGUGCCAAACAGCAAACCUAUGUAGGAUAUAUAUAUAUAUAUAUAUAUAACUUGAUGAAAUCUGUAUUGAUUUAAGCGAACAACCGAUAGAAUCAGUUACGAAAAAGGAAGAACAUGUCUCCUUGUAUACGAAGAGAGAUUAUUCAAAUAAGAUGAGCGAAUGAAAGAAUUGAUGAGGAUCGUUGGAGGAGGAUAGUUGAAUUGUUGAAAAAAUCGUGGAAGAAAAGGCCGUCAAAAUAGAAUAUCCCGGUGGCAGUGGUAUGUACGGGGGUGGUACGGGAGGUACAGGGUAUGGGGUCGGUUUGGGCCCGGGACCCGGGCCCCACUACGCUCCCUCGAGUUCCGGCGUGAGUUACCAAUUGGGCCCUCCACCUCCACCUCCGCCAGCCGGUUGCCCCACCGGCGGAAGUCAGCUUCUGUCUUACGGGCCCAACCUAUCGCCACAUCACAUACAGCAGACGCACUCGGAUUCUCAGCAGUCGUCGAAAACACGAAGGUCGGACGAGGAUGAUACCAGUGGAUGUAAAUAUAGAAGACUAGAAGAUGACAAUGUGCAGGAUAAGGAGAGGUUUGCGAGUAGGGAGAAUCAUUGCGAAAUAGAAAGGCGGCGGCGGAACAAGAUGACCGCCUACAUCACCGAACUCUCGGACAUGGUACCAACCUGUUCGGCCCUUGCGAGGAAACCGGACAAACUUACGAUACUGAGGAUGGCAGUGGCACACAUGAAAGCUCUACGAGGGACCGGAAACACAGCGACCGACAACGCGUAUAAACCAUCCUUCUUAACGGACCAAGAGCUGAAACAUCUGAUCCUAGAAGCCGCCGAUGGAUUCCUUUUCGUAGUGAGUUGUGACAGCGGUAGGAUCAUCUACGUUUCCGAUUCGGUCGCGCCUGUUUUGAAUUAUACCCAGAGUGAUUGGUACGGCUCGAGUCUUUAUUCCCAAAUACAUCCGGAUGAUACCGAAAAAGUACGGGAACAAUUGAGCGCAGCUGAACCUCAGCAAGGGGGAAGAGUAUUAGAUCUUAAGACCGGGACGGUCAAGAGGGAAGGUCAAGCGUCCAUGAGAUUGUGCAUGGGCUCGAGAAGAGGGUUCAUCUGUCGGAUGAAAGUAGGGAAUCUACAAACGACGGGUGACAUGGCGGCCGCUCACGGUCUUCACCGCAUAAAGCAAAGAAAUUCUUUAGGUCCGCCCGCGAGAGAUGGACAAAGUUACGCAGUGGUUCAUUGUACAGGAUACAUCAAAAAUUGGCCACCUACCGGUGAUUUUGUUACCCCAUGUGUACCAGGUGUGGGCCUAGGUGAUAGGGGGCCUGGAGGAGUUCAAACUGGACCCGACGGUGUAGUUACUGAUGAAAGUUCAUCUACGCAUUGCUGCCUUGUCGCCAUUGGCCGAUUACAGGUCACUAGCACACCAAAUACUAAUGAUUUAGCGGGUUCCAAUAGCAAUAGUGAAUUUAUUUCACGUCACUCUUCGGAAGGUACGUUUACCUUCGUGGACCAAAGAGUCGGUGGAAUAUUGGGGUAUACACCCUCGGAACUUUUAGGGCAUAAAUGCUACCAAUUCUUUCAUCCGGAGGACGAAACCCAUAUGCGUGAAAGCUUCGAACAAGUUUUGAAGCUGAAAGGGCAAGUGGUUUCUGUGAUGUAUAGAUUUCGAGCUAAGAAUCGUGAUUGGGUAUGGUUGAGGACAUCGGCUUUUGCCUUUUUAAAUCCGUUUAGCGACGACGUUGAGUACAUCGUUUGCACAAACUCCCAUGCGAAGUCAUUCCAUUCCGGUAGUGAUGGGCAAACGGAAAGUGAAGCUGUACCCACUUAUGAUUACUCUCUUCAGAGACAUCCCACCAGGGAUCCCAUAUAUCCAGCCCAUCAUAUGAUGCAACAUCCAGCGGCUGUCGCCGCAGCUGGUCCACAGCAACCUAGGCCGUCCAGUACACAAAAUGUUUAUCAAGGGUACGAGACUACGCAGUCACCUAUAGCUUACGGUUCACCUGGUCAACAAAGUACAACUUCUUCUGUAUUAAGCAGAAUUCCAAAACCUGCAAAUACAUCUCCGACUCCUGUACAACAGGCAUGGGCAAUUGGUCGUCAGCAACCUGUAACAGAAGGAUAUCAAUACAGUCAAUUAAGUCCGUCUAGGUCACCAAGUGGACCGACCUAUACGCAAUUGAGUAGCGGUGCGAGAACACCAGCUACGCAAUAUCACGCAGUCACGACAGUGCCUAAUAAUCCGGGUAUGUGGGGAUGGCAAGGACAGCAACACCAAACGCCACAACAAGAUGCUGCACAAUCAAAUCCACAAGUUACUGGCCAAUCACAACCUCCUCAUCCUACGCAGGCUGGUGGUCCUGGCACGCAACCUCAAGAGCUUUCAGAUAUGUUACAAAUGUUACAAGAUCAAGGUGGCGCUUCCGGAUUCGAAGAGUUAAAUAUGUUUACUACCACCUUUGAGUAGCGACCAACGACAAAAAUUGCCGACACUCUUACAUCGUAACAAACUUCAAGUUUUAAUCAUUUUUGGAUUAUUCUAAGCAUCUUAAUCCACAUUCUCUUAUUUGAUUAUUUCAACUUGUGCAGAGUUUAUGAUUAGCACCUUCUCUAUAUGCUAUAUAAACAUUAUGUUAUCAUCAGAUUGGGUUAGCGUAAUGAUUAGGUCCUAAUCGAUUAUUUCUUUCCGCAUUGCAUUUCAGAUAUUACGUUCUUCCAAGGACUAUUUUAAAUUAUGCUCUCAAAAUUGUGUGAAUUUUACAAUGCAUUCUUAUUAAGAUCAGUGGGUAUUACUUACAUUAGCUAAAGUGCCAUUAGAGAAUGCUUGCUCCUAUUAUGUGUUUUUAACAGAUAUUUUAGCAAGUAAUUUAAAACAACAAAAAA